CAGCUCCCCAAUCCCACUUCGUCCAUCGCCAAGUGCCAGUUCAACCCAAGCGGAACCGACAACAAGAUGAAGGUUUUCGUCUGCCUGAUUGCCUGCUUUAGCCUGGCCCAAUCCGGAUAUAUCGGAGGUGGUGGCGGUGGCUGGUCUUCCGGCGGAGGCGGUGGUGGUUGGUCCUCCGGCGGUGGUGCUGCACCCCCCACCAUUGUCAAGGUCAUCAGCGAGGAGGCUGGCCAUGGCGGCUGGUCCUCCGGUGGAUCUGGAGGUGGUUGGUCAUCUGGAGGUGGUUGGUCCUCCGGUGGUGGCCAUGGAGCUGCCGAGGAGCUCAAGAUCAUCAAGGUGAUCAGUGAAUCGGGUCACUCGCAUCAUGAUCACUCCCAUGAUCACGGGCACGGUCACGGUCACAGCCACGGCUCGGAGGUGAAGAUCAUUAAGGUCAUCCAGGAGGAGGACCAUGGUCAUGGUCAUGGUCAUGGCUACGACUACUCCAGCGGCGGCUAUGGAGGUCACCACACCGAGGAUGUCAAGAUCAUCAAGCUGAUCAGCUCCGGAAUCGCCGAUGGCGGUUGGUCCUCCGGCGGUUCGGGAGGCGGUUGGUCCUCUGGAGCUCCCAGCGGUGGCUGGUCUUCCGGCUGGAACUAAGGAGAUCCGAGGAAAUCCCAGGCAGAUCCAAGUCCCCAGGCAAUCCAGUGCGUUGAUGCCAACUCUUUUGUUCCUGUUGUUCGAGUUGCACGGCGAUAUUGGCUCUUUUUUUCUGAUGUUACGAAGUUAUGUUUAAGAUAGUGCA
Molecule: messenger RNA, 784 nt
Organism: Drosophila takahashii
Lineage: Eukaryota; Metazoa; Arthropoda; Insecta; Diptera; Drosophilidae
Product: loricrin
Source: RefSeq, a predicted model, not a curated record